ACCAUAUUGUUCUCUAAUAGAAAGAAGAAAGAAAGAAAAAAAAAAUCUCCCAUCAUUCAUUCAUUCCAUUUCUUCAUAUGAGUUGAGGACGUUCUCUCUUACGCGGAUACAUAGAGGUGAUAUAAUAGCAAACCCAAAUUCCACUCUUUGGAGAGAAAGACCAUUCCAUUCCUCUGUCUUAGUUUCUUCUUCAUCUCAACUAAUUACUUACUAUGGGAACUCAAGCACCCCCCACAGAUAUUAUUGAUGAUGAAAAAAUCAAGAGGCAAAAAGCAAUUGAUGAUUGGCUUCCAAUGAGUUCUUCAAGAAAUGCAAAAUGGUGGUACUCUGCUUUUCACAAUGUUACUGCUAUGGUUGGAGCUGGUGUUCUUAGUCUCCCUUAUGCCAUGGCUCAACUUGGAUGGGGUCCCGGGGUAACGGUAUUAGUCCUCUCAUGGUUCAUCACACUCUACACUCUAUGGCAAAUGGUUGAAAUGCAUGAAAUGGUACCAGGAAAACGUUUUGAUAGAUACCAUGAAUUGGGUCAAUAUGCUUUUGGUGAAAAAUUGGGUUUGUAUAUUGUUGUGCCACAACAACUUAUUGUUGAAGUUGGUGUUAACAUUGUAUACAUGGUCACUGGAGGAAAAUCAUUGAAGAAAUUUCAUGAUACUGUGUGCAGUGACUGCAAAAAGAUCAAAUUAACAUAUUUCAUUAUGAUUUUUUCCUCUGUUCACUUCGUCUUGUCUCACCUCCCCAACUUGAACGCCAUCUCUGGGGUGUCUUUGGCCGCCGCAAUCAUGUCGUUAAGUUACUCUACAAUUGCUUGGGCAGCUUCUGCACAUAAAGGUGUUAUAGAAAAUGUUGAUUAUGGUUACAAAGCUACCACUACACCAGGAAAAGUGUUUGGAUUCUUCAAUGCACUUGGUGAUGUAGCUUUUGCUUAUGCUGGACACAAUGUGGUGUUAGAAAUUCAAGCAACAAUUCCUUCUACACCAGAAAAACCAUCAAAGGGUCCUAUGUGGAGAGGAGUUAUUGUUGCCUACAUAGUUGUGGCUUUGUGUUAUUUUCCGGUUGGUCUCAUUGGUUAUUGGAUGUUUGGCAACACUGUUGAGGACAACAUCCUUGUCACAUUAGAGAAACCAAAAUGGCUUAUUGCAAUGGCAAAUAUGUUUGUAGUUAUUCAUGUUAUUGGAAGUUAUCAGAUCUACGCAAUGCCGGUGUUUGAUAUGAUUGAAACUGUGAUGGUGAAAAAGUUGAAUUUCAAGCCUACCACGAUGCUACGUUUUAUUGUACGAAAUAUAUAUGUGGCAUUCACAAUGUUCAUUGCUAUUACCUUCCCGUUCUUCGGUGGUCUAUUAGGAUUUUUCGGUGGAUUUGCUUUUGCUCCAACAACAUACUUCCUACCAUGCAUCAUGUGGCUUGCAAUCUACAAACCAAGGAGAUUCAGCUUAUCUUGGUGUUGCAACUAUGUUUGCAUUGCACUUGGGCUAUGCUUGAUGAUUUUAUCACCUAUUGGAGGAUUGAGGUCAAUCAUACUUAAUGCCAAGGAUUAUGACUUUUAUUCUUAAGCUUCAUCCCUCAUAGAAACAAUAAUGGCAAAGUUAGGUAUGCAAAUACAAGAGAUGGAUUAAAUAGUAUGAAAGAAAUUGGUUAUUAUCUAAUUAAUGUGAAUUAGAGAUAUUAAUUUGCUUAUGGAACAUUUACACCUUGUUACUUAUUAAAGGCAAAAAGUAGCAACAUCAAAGUAAAGGAUACUAUCUAGAUUUCUUUUUCUUUUAUAAACUCUCAAUGUAUAUUGCUUUCCUCUAUUUUGGUGAACUUUGGUUGUAUAAUUACAUAUUCUGCUUUUGAAAAUAGAUAAUUUUGUGGGAUUUUUUUUCCAAAUUA
Molecule: messenger RNA, 1866 nt
Organism: Trifolium pratense (red clover)
Lineage: Eukaryota; Viridiplantae; Streptophyta; Magnoliopsida; Fabales; Fabaceae
Product: lysine histidine transporter 1-like
Exons: 9
Coding region: 213-1547 (444 amino acids)
Cellular component (GO): plasma membrane
Source: RefSeq, a predicted model, not a curated record